AUGUCAAUUCUUACAACACCAAGACGCCUAUACACUCCCUCACUGUAUCUAGCCGUAACACCUCUAUUUCGACCAAAUCGCAGUUACAGUUCUCCUCCCCCCACUAUACCCAGCCGAACGCCCGAUGGCAAAUUAACCUGGGACAAAUACUUUACGCUCCGUCGAAAACGGAAGAACAUGGAGCGCGGUUUUCUGAUCCCAACUUCUCUGCUCAGUAUUGGUGGCAGCGUUGCAUACGCAGCAACGAGGCCGGUUGAUCCGACACCAAUUUUUGGACAGGAUCCGAUCGUCAUGGGGAGCAUAGGCAUUCUAUGUUGUGGUGUUGCAGGAGUGUUGAUAGGACCGAUUAUUGGAAGUUCAGUAUGGAAGUUGUUACAUAGAGAAGACGUUAAAUUAAUGGAAGAGCGCGAUCGUGAAUUCUAUCAACACAUAAAACGAAACCGUGCCGAUCCUUCUCUAUUCUCGUUGCGUAAUCCUGCACCGGACUAUUACGGCGAGAAAAUCAAGUCUGUCCAGGAGUAUCGAACUUGGUUAAGAAAACAACGCGAGUGUAUCAGAAAGGGAACGUUUCAUAUUGGCGAAGAUACAUGA
Messenger RNA from Paraglomus occultum, 591 nucleotides. Lineage: Eukaryota; Fungi; Glomeromycota; Glomeromycetes; Paraglomerales; Paraglomeraceae. The record is from the annotation of a GenBank genome assembly.